AAGCGGAGGGAGGGGACGCGCGACGCGUCACUGUCCGCGACCGCCAGGAGGUAUAAAGGCCUGCUGACGUCAUGAGGGCGCGCCGGAAGUAAGUGACCCGAGUCUCCCCGGGGUCCGGGCGAGAUGUGCGAAGCGGCGGAGGGCGGCUGCUGCGGAGGGCGGCCCGCGAAGGCGCCGCGAGACAGCAACCCUGCGAGCCACCCCCUGAAGUGCAUGAAGUGCAAAGAGGGGCCUCCAGUAUUGAUCAUCCGUGUUGGAGAUGCCUUUUGCAAGGCCUGUUUCAAGGAUUACUUUGUCCACAAGUUCCGUGCCAUCCUUGGGAAGAAUCGCUGCAUUUUCCCCGGAGAAAAGGUCCUGCUUGCAUUUUCGGGUGGACCUGCCUCCAGUUCAAUGGUGCGACAAGUCCAGGAGGGCCUGAGUCAGGAAGCAGCCAAGAAACUCCGCUUCAAGCCAGGCAUCAUUUUUGUUGAUGAAGGAGCUGUGUGCGGCCAGGAUCUAGAGAAGAGAGGAGAGGUCCACAGACAGGUGGAGUUGAUCCUGAGAGCCACGGGGUUUCCCUUCCAUCUGGUGCACUUGGAGGAGGUGUUUGACCUUCCCAGUUCCAUCUUGCACUCCGUUUCCCACGAGGCCACAGACCGCAGCCAGAACUACAAGGAAGCCGUGGAUGGUUUCCUACGGCAACAGCAGCAGCAGAGUGCGAAGGCAGGAGUCUCUCUGCCAGGCCAGCUGGCUGAGCUUGGCAUACGAGAGCCUUCCAGGAAGGAGGCAACUGAGGUCCCAGGGCCGCUGCCUGUCUUGCACACGACAGAACUGACUCGCCUCUUUGGAGCAGUGAAGACACUGACUGCCAAGGAAGAGCUCCUGCAGACGCUCCGGAACCACUUGAUUCUACACGUGGCUCGGACAAACGGCUACACCAAAGUGAUGGUGGGGGACAGCUGUAGCCGCGUGGCUGUCAAGCUGCUGACAAACCUCAGCCUGGGCCGGGGGGCGUUCCUUGCAGGAGACACGGGCUUUUCAGACGGCCGCCAUGGUGAUGUGCUAGUGUUGCGCCCCAUGCGGGAGUACUCUGCCAAAGAGAUCGCCUUCUAUAACCGCCUCUUCAGGGUGCCUGCUGUCUUCACGCCUUCGCUGGAUACCAAAGCCCCUGACCGAGCCAGCAUCCACCGCUUGAUUGAGAGCUUCCUCUAUAAGCUGCAGUCUGAGUUCCCUUCCACCAUCAGCACUGUCUACCGGACGGGGGAGAAACUCGGGACGGCCCCUCAAGAUGCUGCUGCUGGCGGAGAUGCCGAACCCGAGCGCUGCCUCUUAUGCCUUUGCACCCUCGAUACCAAUGUGGUGGACGGCUCUUCCUUGCAGUCCACGCUGCUGUCGGAAGAGCUCUGCCAGAAGCCGCCACCAUCUUCUGAAAGCGUCUGCUGCGGAGGGGGCCCAGCUCAGGCAGGCUGCUGCAGGAAUCUCCCAACGGCAGGGGCUGUUCUACCCCAGUCCCAUCUUCUCCCGCACCUGUGCUACAGCUGCCGGCUGACUAUCAAAGACAUGACCUGCCUGGAGCCGCUCCCGCUGUACAUUCACUCCGAGGCCGACCGUCGGCAGCACAGGGCUGCCAUGAAGCAAGAGAUCCAGGAAUUCCUUCUUGAAGAUGAUGAAGAGCUUCUUGGAAGCUGAUGGCCCACGCCUCACGCACACACACACACCACCAGCUGUGCCGCCAGACUCCUUGGCCUGCUGGGGAAAGAUGGCUUUGGGCUUUUCAAUUCUCUGUGUUUUAAGGACUCUUUUCUAAAACAAAUAAAUUAUUUUAAAUCCUGGA
Molecule: messenger RNA, 1813 nt
Organism: Sphaerodactylus townsendi
Lineage: Eukaryota; Metazoa; Chordata; Lepidosauria; Squamata; Sphaerodactylidae
Gene: CTU2
Product: cytosolic thiouridylase subunit 2
Exons: 16
Coding region: 124-1668 (514 amino acids)
Biological process (GO): tRNA wobble position uridine thiolation
Cellular component (GO): cytosol
Molecular function (GO): tRNA binding; sulfurtransferase activity
Source: RefSeq, a predicted model, not a curated record